Molecule: messenger RNA, 1611 nt
Organism: Trametes versicolor FP-101664 SS1
Lineage: Eukaryota; Fungi; Basidiomycota; Agaricomycetes; Polyporales; Polyporaceae
Exons: 4
Coding region: 1-1611 (536 amino acids)
Source: RefSeq, a predicted model, not a curated record
AUGGCUCGUCUCCGUCGUGAUACCCAAGACUCAGCCGGCAUGACCCUCCAGCGCCCCCUGCGCGUCGUCGCGUCCGGCACGCUCUUCCUCACGAAUAACCUCGCGCUACCCACCCACCCGGAGCCCAACUCAGUCGUCCGCGCGCACUCGGUCUUACGCGUCAGGGGAGGAUCCGCAAGCACAUGCAUGUCAAUUGCCGCACAGUUCCCUGCUGUAGAGGCCAUGCUCGUUGCGCCCCUCGGCGGGAACGAUGAAGGGCGUAUGAUCAUCAACGAGCUCGAGCAGGAGCGAGUGAGCACACGAUUCUGCAAGGUCUGGCAAGAAGCUGGGGUACCUAGUGCCUGGGUCUUGCAAGCAGAUGACACAGAUAGUCGUACAGUUAUUAACAACAAUCCCCUCCCCGACAUCACGCACGAGGAAUUCAUCUCUCUUCUGGGACCGCUACUGGUUCCGGAAAAUUAUGCAUAUAUGAACACACCCGUCCCAGCGACGCCUCCGGCCACAGCCCAGCAAACACCUGCCAACGGUAACUUGGCCCCGGGAAACGCCGCGCAAUCCCGACCGUCCACCUCUGCAGGGAGACCACCCAUAAAUAGCCCUGCACCCGUCGAUUGGAUCCAUUUUGAAGGACGCUCGGUUAAGACGACUCUGAGUAACAUCAUGGGUCUUGACGGCCUCGCGCGGGAGCGAAAAUGGAGGAGCCAUUGCGUCUUUAGUGUGGAUGUCGGUCGACGUGCACGACAAGGCGUCGAGGCGCUUAUCCCGCAUGCCGACGUGAUAUUUUUGAACAAAUAUUACGCGCGUGCCCAUUCGCCCCAGUACGCGGCCUCGCCACGAGCCUUCCUGCUUUCCCUUACCAGCAUCGCACCCCGACAUGCCCUGCUCGUCGCCCAUUGGGGCAGCGAUGGCGCCGCAGUGCUCUCCGUCCCUACCAGGGAGUACUUUCAAAGCACCGGGUGGGUCGACACAAGCACGCCGUCCUCGGCAAAUGGUCCCAUGAUGUCGCCCAGGGCGGGCGGACCAGAAGAGACUGACAACCAGUCGGUACGGUCUGGGAGCGACUACUGGGCGGGUGACCACACAGAGUCCUCGAGCACGUUCACCGCCGACCUGCUCUCUUCUACACCGCAGCGGCACGGGCGGGGAGCUGCCUACGAGGAGACGCCGAAGCCCGCCAAGCAGAAAGGCGGUCGCGUGAAGAAUGGGAAGCGCGCUGCAUACAGGAGCCCCGACCGGGACGAUGGGGACUCGUCCGACUCGGACGGAACGAUCGCGGGGCACGGCGGUGGGCAGAGACAGAACGCGGAUGCACCCCGAGGCCGCCCCCAGCCUCCUCCUUCCAAUGAAAUUGUGGACGAGGUUGGGGCACAGGACGCGUUUGUUGCGGGAAUGAUGUGGGCGCUGAGUCGCCGCUUGCUUCCGGGCGAGCCGUAUACCCCCUCCGCGGUGCCUAGAGACGGAACCGCCGCAGACGCGGAUAGGGAGAGGGGCCGAUGGCGCCUUGAGGAAUGUUUGCGGUUUGCGACCGAGCUGGCUGGAAGGAAGGGAAGGCGAAAGGGCUGGGCUGGGUUGGCGGAGGAGAUGUCCAACGCUGGAUGGUUUGAUGCUUGA